GCGUUGCAGCGGCAUGGUGACACACAAAAAACGAGCAAUAGUUAGGGUGGUUUAAUGGAACUAAAUAUACGCAUUACUAUGCAAAUGUUAAAAGGACUGAUUGAUCGAGCGAAUGGAUUUGAGCGAAGGAUCUGUUUUGGGCGUGUUCACAUGCGAGUUGUGUGAAUUAUCCAGUCCGUACUCAUUUUAUGGACAGAAACCUCCAAACACAAGAGCUAUUGUGCUUUUAGAAGAAUGUUAUGGCAUGAGAGAUCCCUUUAGCCCAGAUAAAGAAAAGUUCCUUGUUUUAGGAUCAAAGUGCUGUGUGUGUAAUAAGAUGGUGUGCGUUAGCACGGACUGCAGUCUGUUCUACACCAAACGCUUUUGCUUGCCAUGUGUGCGGAAUCACAUUCAUCAGUUUCCAGAACAGAUUCAAAAUGAGCUGGCAAAGAAAAGGAACGUCCAUAAGACGUCCUAAAUUCUCAUCAUUCUGGAUAAGAGGACAUUCAUGAACCUAACAUAUUUCUUGACAUAAUACAAUUUUAAUAAUAGUAAUUUGCACGUUUGUUUGUAUUUUAUGUUUUAUUGCUUGUUUGUAUAGGGAAAUAGUCAUUUUAACUGCGUACAUGACCACUACCAGAGGCAGGAAAAACACAUUUAAUCCAUCUUUUGGAUUAAUUAAUCUAAUAUAUGAUAAAACAUAAAUCUGAUUAGUGAUUCUGUAAGAUUUUACCAAGACACUUUUAUCCAAAAUAAUGUACAGUGCACUGAAGCUGAAAAUGUGUAAGGAAGUGUGUUCCCUGGGCCUUGAACCUAUCUAUGAUCCUGGUUUUGCAAAGGCCAUGUUCUACCAACUGAGCCAUAAAAACAUACUUUUUUUUUUCUUUAUUCAUGCAACAAAUAUAUAAUAAAUGGC
Messenger RNA from Xyrauchen texanus (razorback sucker), 895 nucleotides. RefSeq names its product cysteine rich DPF motif domain containing 1 (gene cdpf1). The record is from RefSeq and is a predicted model, not a curated record. Lineage: Eukaryota; Metazoa; Chordata; Actinopteri; Cypriniformes; Catostomidae. Bases 113 to 457 code for a protein of 114 amino acids. The transcript has 3 exons.